Aplosporella prunicola CBS 121167 is the source of this 1590-nucleotide messenger RNA. RefSeq lists its product as uncharacterized. Gene Ontology annotation, biological process: amino acid transmembrane export from vacuole. The transcript is spliced from 2 exons. Lineage: Eukaryota; Fungi; Ascomycota; Dothideomycetes; Botryosphaeriales; Aplosporellaceae. Bases 1 to 1590 code for a protein of 529 amino acids. The record is from RefSeq and is a predicted model, not a curated record.
AUGCGCGAGAACCUGGAGCAGUAUGAGCGGCUGCUCGAGACGGACGAGGACGCGUUCGAGCAGCCCACAACGACGCGGCGCGAGCUGUGGGCGUACUAUUGCUACUACAACGCCGACAGCGGCGUUGGGCCCGUGACGUACGGACAGGCGCUGUUCCAGUCGGCGCUGUCGGCCGCCGGGCACGAUCCCGCCAUCUCGCCCGUCGUUCCCGGCAACUGUACCACGCGCGGGUGUGUUCUGCCGUGGGGCAGCGGGACGCGGAGCGUGGCGUCCGUGGUUCUGAUCGCCAACGGCGUGUGCUUCGCCGUUAUGUCGUUCCUGUUUGUGUGGCUGGGGAGCGCGGCCGACUACGGCUCGUUUGGGCGGUGGCUGCUGCUGGCGGCGACGCUGGUCAACUGGGUCUUCCAGUUCGCGUUUAUGAGCGUGCGCGGGGCGGGGCAGUGGAAGACGGCCAUGGGGCUGUACAUUGUCAACUACAUCGCGUACGGGUCGACGCUGGUAUUCUUUGCCGCCAUCUUCCCGCGCUUGGCUAGGUAUAUGCCGCAUGUGCGGAAAGCGCGCGAGGAAGAUCUCAAGGAUGGGCGGAUCAGCCAGGACGAGUACGACGCGAUUGAGAGCCUCGAGCGGAACCACAUCUCGAAUGUUUCGACGGCGCACUCGAACGUCGGCUACGUCAUGACGCUUGCGGUCAGCCUGUCCGUGCUCCUGCCCAUGCGCGGCAACAGCUACGCCAACAACUGGGCCCUCUUCCUCAGCACGGCAUACUCCAUCGUCUUUGGGGUCUGGUGGUUCAUCUUCCAGCAGAAGCGGCCCGGUCCAAGGCUGCCACGCGACUCGUCCUACGCGACCAUCGGCUGGAAGCAGGUGUUCCUAGCUCUGCGCGAGAUCCGGCACCUGCCGCAAACGUUUAUCUAUCUCGUGGGGUUCUUCCUGCUCGCCGACGGGCUCAACACGACCUCUACGCUCAUCAGCAUAAUCCAAAACGACCAAGUGAGCUUCAGCUUCCUGCAGAUCACGUAUCUCGGGCUGGCGCAAGCGCUGUGCAGCGUCGUCAGCACGCUGGGGUUCUGGCGCAUCCAGCAGCGCUUCAACAUCAGCACGAAGCGCAUGUUCAUGGUGACGAACGCGUUCAGCGUGCUGCUGCCGUUCUACGGGAUGCUAGGGCUGUGGACGCGGCGCGUGGGCUUCCACCGCAUCUACGACUUCUGGCUGUACAAUGUCGUCUUCGGGCUGUUCCAGGCGCCGUACUACGCGUACGCGCAGACGAUGAUGAGCGAGGUGACGCCGCGCGGGUACGAGGGCAUGUUCUUCGGGCUGUUUGGCAUCACGAACCGCGCGAGCAGCGUCAUCGGGCCGAAUGUCGUGCAGGCGAUUGUGAAUGCGUCGGGGAAUAAUUGGCUCGGCUUCCCGUUUUUGGUCGGCUUGUGUACGGCGGCUGUGGUGGUGAUUUGGUUCGUUGAUGUUGAGGAGGGGAGGGAGGCUUGUAGACGGUUUGUUGAUGAGAGGAAGAUGGUGAGGGUGGCGAGGGAGGGGGGCGAGCAGGCGGAGGAGCUGGUCGUGGCUGUUUCGGGGAGGGAUGCGGUGCGUUGA